Amphibalanus amphitrite is the source of this 2127-nucleotide messenger RNA. Its product is annotated as nitric oxide synthase-interacting protein-like. Gene Ontology annotation, cellular component: nucleus. Gene Ontology annotation, molecular function: ubiquitin protein ligase activity. NCBI's taxonomy places the organism in Eukaryota, Metazoa, Arthropoda, Thecostraca, Balanomorpha, Balanidae. The record is from RefSeq and is a predicted model, not a curated record. The transcript has 6 exons. The coding region runs from base 312 to 1187 and encodes 291 amino acids.
CAGGUAGAACAGGUAUUGAGGAAUGUCAUGGAAAUAUUCUUUUCCCAGUUUUGAUUUAAGAAGUUGCUUAAAUUCUGCUGACAAGUGAGGGUUCGUGAUUACAGCCGAAGAGCCAAUGUUGGAAUAAAGUUAAGUUUUAUGCGAUAACAUGAAAAUAAGUUAAUAUUUGUAUUGAAUCAUCAAUAGGAACUUGUUCGACUGCCGAGGAACGAUGAUAUUUGAUGAUAAAUUGCAUCGGCAAGUCAAGAAUACCGGCUCAGUUUAUGGGCAUCAGUUGAUUUCAGACCGCGAGCACCCCUCCUCCAGUCGCCAUGACGCGUCACGGAAAGAACUGCACGGCCGGCAUGGUGUACACCUACGCCGAGCGCCAAAAGGAUGCCCGCCAGUCGGGCUACGGCACCGACAAGAUCCGCACCAGCAAGGACUCUGUGAAGGAGUUUGACUGCUGUUGCCUGACUCUGCAGCCGUGUCGCAACCCCGUCAUCACACCUGAUGGCUGGUUGUUUGACAAAGAGGCCAUUUUGGAGUAUAUUAUCUCCAAGAAGAAUGAAAUCAGUCGCAAAAUGAAACAGUAUGAAAAAGAAAAGAAACAAGAGGAGCUGGAGCUGGAGGAGCUGGCGGCCGCCGAGCAGCGCUCAGAACUGAGGAAGUUCGAGGGCCAGGAGUCGAGCAUCAUCAGCAAACGCAGCGGAGCCGGGGCAGGUCCCAGCGAGGCCGGCUCCGUGUCCAACAUGACCACGGACAAGGCGCGCAAGCUGCCCUCCUUCUGGAUCCCUAGCCUCACGCCGGCCGCCAAGAAAUCCACCAUCAAGAAGCCCGACAAGACCAUCUUCUGUCCGAUGAGCGGUAAGCCGCUGAGGGUCAAGGACCUGAUUCCCGUCGUGUUCACACCGGUCUCCGACCCGGACGACAAGGCGGCGCUCAUCUCCAAACGCAACCGGUUCAUGUGCCGCGUGACACACGACAUCCUGGGCAACACCGUGCCGGCGGCCGUCCUCAAACCCACCGGCGACGUGGUCACGAUGGAGUGCGUGGAGAAACUGAUCAGGAAGGACAUGCGCCACCCGGUGACGGGCGUGCCGCUGGCAGAGUCCGACAUCAUUCCCCUACAGAUGGGCGGCACUGGCUUCUCCGGUACCAACGACCAGCUGGCCGCCAAGGGCGCCCGGCCCGUGGCGCAAGUGUGAGCUGGUCUGAGGCGGUGCUAUGGGGCGCAUGGUCUGUGGUGCUCAGCUCAGGUCUGAGGUAGCCCAUGACGUGGGUCUGAGCUGGCCUGGAGCGUCACUAGUCUGAGGCGACCCGUGGUUUGUGGUGCAGGUCUGAAGUGGAUAGGGGUGCAGACCUGGUUCAGCUUGAAGUUCGUGGCACAGGUUGCCAGAGUUUGAGCAGCCUGCUAGCCUGAGUGGAUUCGUGGCACUGCGGGUCGGGGCCGUGAUGCGGCUCCGAGUCGAGGUCUGUGUUGGUGGGUGGCACCGUGCGCGCUCUGUGUAUGCAAGGGUGCUGUGUCGGAUGGAGCACGAUAAGUCGACGGACUCUGACUGAUAGUGAAUGUGCCUGAACACCGUUUCUUGUGGCCUCGUCUGAUCAUCAUCAUCAGCGGAGGAUGAUAUAAAUCCUGACCUGACCAUGAAUUAUUAAGCCGAUCUCCACACCCUUUUGCUCUUACUACUUGAAAGGUGGCUUACGCCUUACAGUAGGGUGGAUGGCGAUUUGUUGUCGCUACAAACAAGACAGUGUUUUGAUGUGUUGUUGGCAGGGCUGGUGUGGGAGGGAGAAUGGUAUGUCAUGCUUCGAAAAGUUCUUUGAAUUGCCUGGUGGCACCGAAAGUAGCUGUACGAAUGAAAAUGAAAUUUGCUUUUACUUGCUGCAAUGCAUUGAUGUUAUGCAAGUCCAUUGCUGAUUUCGUGCACUCUUUUCAACCGAGAUGUCGUUAAGCGUCGAAUGUAAGGUCAACCAGUGUGUAUAUUUUGUUCUCUUAACUUAUAUGAGUACAAGAUCGAAACGAUGCGCGACAGUUUCCAUGUGUGCUCUGGCCGACAGGUCCUUGAGUGAAUUAUGUGUGUAAUGUAAUGUCAUUGUUAGCAUCAUUGUGCUGUGCAAAUGAAUACACCGAGAAGUGGCCGAGAA